This is a messenger RNA of Fusarium redolens, 2182 nucleotides long. Its product is annotated as major facilitator superfamily domain-containing protein. The transcript has 4 exons. Gene Ontology annotation, biological process: transmembrane transport. Bases 222 to 2066 code for a protein of 614 amino acids. Gene Ontology annotation, molecular function: transmembrane transporter activity. The record is from RefSeq and is a predicted model, not a curated record. NCBI's taxonomy places the organism in Eukaryota, Fungi, Ascomycota, Sordariomycetes, Hypocreales, Nectriaceae.
CUAUCCCGUCUUGGCGGAACCUCGAAUGCGAUCGCAUUCAGGCAAGGAUCCACUGGGAGCAACACCAUGGUCAAGGGUCUUUCAGGAAACGAACCACUAGCAUUAACGUCACGAUGGAUUCAAUCCUCUCAUUUUAUGGGCUUUUUGUUAUAUAAAUACCCCUUCUUCUCUUCCUCGUUACUCAUAACAAGAAUCUGCAAUGCCCGACUUCCACGACGGUCAUGUCACAAACAACCUCCAUGGCGCCACCUACGCCGAUUACACAACUUGACGAUAUCCAUAUCAACGACAGAGACUCAGAAGCAUACCAAAUUCACCAUCAAGCGACUCCUGUUCGAGAAGCUCCGGUUUCCAAUUUGAGCAACAACCAUGACGCUUCAAGCUCCAAUGAACACGGCACCCAAAGUACCAAAUCCAAGAAGACUCAUCUUCAGAUCGCAACAGUGAUGUCCUCACUCUGCGCCUGUGUCUUCCUCGCUGCCCUAGAAGUGACCAUCGUAUCGACCGCACUUCCAACCAUCGCUGCCCAUUUUGCCUCUGACUCAGGUUACACUUGGAUAGGGACAUCUUUUGUCCUCGCUCAUACUGCCUCGACACCAUCGUGGGGCAAAAUCUCUGACAUCUGGGGUAGGAAACCUAUAUUACUCAUCGCCAAUGUUGUAUUCUUUGCCGGUAGCCUUGUUUGUGCUCUGGUUGAUGACCUGGCUAUCUUUAUCGCCGGGCGGGCGAUCCAAGGAUUGGGUGCUGCUGGGAUGCAGACAUUGGUCAAUAUCUGUAUCAGCGAUAUGUUCUCACAACGGGAUCGCGGGCUAUACUAUGGGUUAACAUCGAUUAUCUGGGCCGUUGCAUCUGGGAUUGGUCCUGUACUUGGAGGCGCAUUCACGGAUCGGUUGAGUUGGAGAUGGUGUUUCUGGAUCAAUUUACCCAUCACCGCUGCAGUCUUUGUUCUCUUGGUCUUCACACUCAAACUCCCAUCUCCCAAUACCCCUGUCUGGGCAGGUCUGAAAGCCAUCGACUGGGCCGGCAGCUUUCUCAUCAUAGGAGGAACUUUGAUGUUGCUGCUCGGUCUUUAUCUUGGCGGCGUGUACGAGCCUUGGAACUCGGCGACCGUGGUCUCUCUCAUCGUUUUUGGUGUCGUCACCGGUGUGUUGUUCAUCUGGAACGAAUGGAAGUUGGCAGAGUAUCCUGUGCUACCGGUCCACCUUUUCAAGACCUGUUCAUCCUCUGCAGCAUACGCCGUCACAUUCUUCCAUGCAUUUGUGUUUCUUGGUGUCGCCUAUUACCUACCAUUAUACUUUCAGGCAGUUCUCCUAGCCAGCCCACUUCGCUCGGGUGUGUAUCUUCUCCCAUUCAUUUUAUCCAUCUCAAUCUCUGCUGCUAUCACUGGCGCUUACAUCCAGUUCAGUGGCAAGUAUCUUCUUGUCUCCCGUGUUGGGUUAAUGAUCAUGACCUUGGGAAUGGGCUUGACGAUCAGCCUAGACAUUGACAUGAACUGGUCAAAAUUGAUCUCUUUCCAGAUUCUGACAGGUAUCGGGGUUGGCAUGAACUUUGAAGGCCCCUUAUUGGCUGUUCAGACUGUUGUGCCGCGCAAAGAUGUCGCGGCUGCGACUACAGCAAUGAGCUUCAUCCGAACAAUGGCCACGGCAAUAUCUGUUGUCAUUGGCGGGGUUCUUUUCCAAAAUGAAAUGAAAGGCGAAUAUCGGAUUCUCGAAGAUAGUCUUGGUACCGGACUUGCCAGGUUGUUCGAUGGGGCAUCUGCGUCUGCGAGUGUUGAUCUGAUCAAAACGCUACCCACAGAGUUACAACUUGUCGUAAGGACGGCAUUCUUCAAUGCUCUCGACAAGAUGUGGAUAAUGUAUACCGCAUUCUCGGGCGUUGGAUUGUUGCUCGGUUUCUUCAUCAAAGCGCAUCAUCUCAGCAAAGAGCAUCAGGAAGCACACUUGGGCAUUGUCAAUGAAGCGCGGGAAACGAACCGGGUAGACGAGGCUGUAUUUUCGACAGGCACUAGCGAGAGCCAUGAAAUGAGACGCAUCACUCCUAGGCCUAGGGAUGCAUCACCAGGUUGAUUCGAAGGAGGCCUGUGUGAGAGGAUAAUACAUCUCACUAUUAUGCCAUUUCAAUGAGAAAUCUGGGCAAAGACAUGAUUUUGAUCGAAAGAAUACUACAAUUUUAUUCUUCUUAA